Messenger RNA from Pseudoliparis swirei, 3842 nucleotides. It is a transcript of the gene nhlrc2, whose product is annotated as NHL repeat containing 2. Bases 37 to 2190 code for a protein of 717 amino acids. The record is from RefSeq and is a predicted model, not a curated record. Lineage: Eukaryota; Metazoa; Chordata; Actinopteri; Perciformes; Liparidae. Gene Ontology annotation, molecular function: protein binding. The transcript has 12 exons.
GGUGUGAGUUUACCCAGCAGGCUUGUUGCUGGAAACAUGGCGUCCCACUGCAGCCUCUCUACUUUAUUUCCUAUCCAAAGUGAGCUGGAUUCCGCCCUAGAUGAAGCUACGACAGAACAAGAGAAAGAAAAACUCGUCAAAGAGUAUUUGAAAAAACUGGACGAAAGAGAGGAUCUUAAAAUACCCGAUUUCCAGACAGGCUUGGAAUGGCUGAACACGGAGGGGCCGCUGUCUUUGAACAAGGAGCUGUCUGGUAAAGUGGUGCUGCUGGACUUCUUUACUUACUGCUGCAUCAACUGCAUGCACAUCCUGCCCGACCUGCACCACGCAGAGAAGAAGCACUCGGUCAAAGACGGACUGGUGGUUGUUGGGGUGCACUCAGCUAAAUUCCCCAAUGAAAAGGUCCUGGACAACGUUCGCAGCGCCGUGCUCCGCUACGACAUCUGCCACCCGGUGGUGAACGACAGCGAGGCACACCUCUGGCACCAACUGGAGGUGUCCUGCUGGCCCACGCUGGUCCUGCUGGGCCCGCGUGGCAACCUGCUCUUCUCCCUGGUGGGCGAAGGCCACCGCGACAGGCUGAUGCUUUUUACCGCCGCCGCCCUCCGUCACUACGGGGAGCGGGGUCUCCUGAAGGCGCACGCAGUGGGGAUCAAGCUGUACCGAGACGCCCUGCCGCCCAGCGUCCUGUCCUUCCCCGGGAAGGUGGCCGUGGACAGCAGCGGGAAAAGACUGGCCAUAGCAGACACUGGACAUCACCGGAUUCUGGUGGUUUCCUUGGCUGGAAAGCUGUUGCAUGUCAUCGGAGGGCCAAAAAGUGGGAGACAAGAUGGCGACCUGUCCGAAGCUUCCUUUAACUCCCCUCAAGGUGUGGCCAUCAAAGGGGAAGACGUGUACGUCGCCGACACAGAAAACCACCUGAUCCGGAAGAUCGACCUGUCAGAGGGACGAGUCAGCACUCUGGCUGGAGUAGGCGCUCAGGGCACAGACAAAGAGGGGGGGGCAAUGGGACCCCAGCAGCCCAUCAGCUCCCCUUGGGACGUGACGCUCGGCACGGCCGGCGGUGCUGAAGGGAACGUCCUGUGGAUAGCCAUGGCAGGGACCCACCAGAUCUGGGCUUUAUUCCUAGCAGAUGGGAAACUGCCCAAAGGAAGCGAGUCCAAGGCAGGAACGUGCUUGCGAUGGGCAGGCAGCGGCAACGAGGAGAACCGAAACAACUCGUACCCCCACAAGGCCGGCUUCGCUCAGCCGUCGGGCCUGGCUGCGGCCCCAGAGGAGCCAUGGGGCUGCUUGUAUGUGGCCGACAGCGAAAGCAGCAGCAUCCGCACGCUGGCUCUCAAGGACGGAGCCGUCAAGCUGCUGGUCGGAGGAGAGAGGGACCCUCUGAACCUUUUUGCCUUCGGGGAUGUCGACGGGAAAGGGGUGGAUUCUAAGCUGCAGCAUCCUCUCGGCGUUGCCUGGGCUCCUGAACAAAGCCUGCUCUAUGUGGCCGACUCCUACAACCACAAGAUCAAGGUGGUGGACCCAAAGGUAAAGCAGUGUAGCACAUUAGCGGGGACCGGAGAGUCUGGAGAUACUCUGGGCCCCGAAUUUAACAAAUCCUGCUUCAACGAACCUGGAGGAAUCUGUGUGGGCGACGGCGGCAAGCUUCUCUACGUGGCCGAUACCAACAACCACCAAGUCAAAGUUCUGGACCUGUUCUCCAAGACUGUUUCACUGUUCCCCAUUUCUAUGGACUGCACGGAUUCAGCAGCUACAAAUCCUCCCGGUCCUCCCAAAGCCCCCACGCUGCCAAAAUCAGCUGCCAGGAAAGAAAUGCCACCAGUGGUCGUGUCCGCUGGUCGGACUCUCGUCAUGUCACUCACCCUGUCGCUUCCAGAAGGAACCAAACUCACCGAAGAGGCCCCCAGCUGCUGGGCCCUCUCAGCUGAGGGUGACGAAUGGCUGCUCGAAAGUCGUCUGGUUACCGGUGACAUUGUGGAUCUGUCGAAGCCCCUCUCCAUCUCGACCAAAGUUCCAGCUGUUAUAAAGAACUCCAAUCCAACCCUCGCUUUGGGUGUAUGGUUGUACUACUGUAUGGAAACGGGUAACGCGUGUAUGAUGAAAGCAGCCUCCUUCACCCAGCCUCUUCAAAUCAGUGCCAAUGGAGGAGAGGAGGACGUCACCGUGGCGUUGGCGCUCGCCCUCUAAAACCUCCGACCUGUCUCAGUCAUCAUCGUCCCAGAAUCAACACUUUCUGUGGUGUUUAAACGACAUUAUUACUUUUGAGCUGGGCUAACCGCAGCGCCUGUUUUGUUCAUAGUUCUGGGAGAAGAAAACACAGAUUGACUGUCAAUUUGAACAAAAAUGCAAAUCGUGCAUAUCUGAUUUGUAUGUGAAUUUAUUUUUGAACCACUCUAAAGCCUCUUCUAGAAAAACAUAAUGCACCAGCGCUGUAAUGCCCUUCACUGGGAGUGAUAGGAAUGCAAAUAGUUUCAUCCUUAGGUGUGUAAUAACAACUAUACAAGCAGACCCAACUGCAGCCUGGAAAUGAUGAUGGGAUAUUAACGCCAAAGAUUUGAGACAAAUAAACAGAUUAUCUAUUAUUUAAUGAUUAUGUGGCAGAUUAAAAAUGCUUUCAAAUAAUGAAACCUUCUAUAGUUUUCACCUGAACCACCAGAUUGAUGUGUGUUUCAAAGACGAGACAGUAACCUAAUGUAAACCUACACACAACCUACAAUAAAUCAUUCUUACAUUAUUUCUGGACAUAAAAGAAAUGGUGGAAACUUUAUAUUACAAAUAUUAAGAGUUUUUCCUUUAGUCCUUUGAGUAAUUACAGAUCUUUUCUUUUAAAGGGAUGUUUAAAGAAGCAAAUAUCUGAUUCAGACUCGUAAAAAGACGUUUUAAUCUGCUUUUGCUGGCGUAAGGCUAACUUUCAAAUGUUAAUAUUGAGUUAUAAAGAGGGAAAAAGGGACAUAAUAGAAACUUGCGUCUCGAUAAGUUGACGAUAACUUAUCUAUGCAUACAUUUUCUUUUAUCAUUAAUAUAUUGGAAACACCAUUGGAUUAAAUCACGCCUUCACUUCGUACUUUUUAAAAUACUUAUAUAUUUCCAUAUGUGUGGUUAGUACUUGGUCCAGCUUUCAUAAACGUGUCUCCUGGUGUCCUAGAAGUCAACCAGCCUGAAGCUGUUCUGUCUCCGCUCCGUGUACGAUUAUACUUCUGAUUAUGAUUAUUCAUUAAACAGAGAGCUCUUUUGAUUUCGACUAAAAUAUAGCUUUUAUAUAAGCAACGAAUAAAGUGCCUGUUUUUUUUUUUUUUCUUAGAAAAGGAGGCAACCAUUUUGAACUGCUGAAUGAGGGUUAUUGUCGUGUAUAAUAAUGAUUAAAAUCUCUCUGAACAAGCAUUGAUAACCUUUAUCUCUAUGCCACAAAAGGAAGAUAAUAUGAGAGAUGCUUUCACAAUGUAUUACCGUCAUACGCUGUGCAUUUUUAUUCGUGGAACAUUCAGUUAUUUGAUAAUUUGUUGUAUUCCUUUUUGUUUUUCAAAGUUUGGAGCUGUUGCCAGAAUCAGGUCGGAUAGGGUUUUGGUUAUCGCAACAUAAUUGUGAUUUUCAGGCAUUUUUGAUUUGGUUUGGGUCACGAGGGCCAAGAGCAGCUGCCUCCGGAGCAAUAACGAUAUAUUUAUGUCAUGGUAUGAAAUCUUUUAUUACCACAAGUUAUUUCUGACAAAUUAAUUGCAAAGUUGUUAUUCCUCUGGUGUUUACUGAAUGAACAGCAAUGAUCUUGAGUGGCUGCCGGUGGGCUCCUUCAUGUUCUCACUUUUUAGAUGCAACAGGGUGAACUAUUAAAACAUUUUCCUCUA